GGAGAGUUUGAUUAAAAAUAAACCCAGCACUAGGAAAAGUUGGGCCCAAUUAACCCUUUAUUCUCGUCGCUCUUCCCCAAUUGAAACCUAGCUUCCUCCGCCGGUGCUUCGGGUGUCUCGUCGCCGUAUCAUUGAGGAUAAACUAAAGCUGUGACGAUGGGGAAUGAAGAUAGAAUCAGCAACUUGCCUACUGAUCUUCUCAUAUCUAUAAUCUCUCGACUCACCAUCCUAGAAGCUACUACUACUUCCAUACUUUCAACUCGUUGGCGGUAUCUCCAUCACUACGUCACUCGUCUCAAUUUCCCAAUAUAUUUACCUAGGGUUGAUGCGGACGUUUGGUACUUCGCAUCUGCUGUCACACGGGUCUUGCGUUUACACAGAGGUGGUCGGAUAAAAGAAUUCAGGAUGUGCAUGUCUGGAUGUUUCAAUUAUGAAAUUGUUGAAUGGUUUGAGUUUGCCCUAUCUAAGAAAGCUGAAAUAAUUCAUUUGCGUGGUAUCCGGUAUAUUGAUUACGAGGCUCUGUUUCUUAGACUUCGAAAUAAGAAUAAUGGAUUUGAAUGCCUUAAAGAUUUGUGUCUACUUGACCCUCUAAUGAGCGAUCAAGACUUGGAGCUUUUGUUAUCCAAUUGCAUUGCUCUUGAAUCCUUGGAACUUAAGAAUGCUUUAAUGUUGGAAAAUGUCUCAAUUGUUGGUCACACUAAACUGAAGCAUUUGAACCUGACUUACUUGAAAGUUCACUCCAUUGUGAUUCGCGAUGCUAUCAGCCUUGUUUCUUUGACGCUGCGUAUCUUGUUCAAUAGACACUCUGUGCAACUUAGUAAUACUCCCAAGCUUACCCAACUCUAUCUUGAAGCAUUUUUUCCUAUAAAAUUGCUUGAUGAGCUCCUUACUGGAAUGCCAGCUUGUAUACGCGACCAACUCCAAAUAAUGCACAUCACCGCUAAAGUUACCUCUAUCUGUGAGAUGUAUGACAUGUAUGACAUGUAUCAGAAGUCAUGGGUAGAUUUUGUAAAUGUAAAACAUCUAGAGUUGACCUUUAUUGCAGUGAAGUUUAGUCUCGGCCCGUAUUUUUUGUGCAAUUUCUUUCGUUUGGUUCGUUUGGUUGAAGCAUGUAGUUCAUUGGACAAACUUGUGAUAAAGCUUCCGAUUUUACCGCCCUCACAUGAUGAAUGCACGUUGGAAACAUAUGUUGUACCAAGAUGCGAGUUGUCUCCAAAGUAUUUGGAAAUUUCACGAUAUUCUGGUGCUCCAUCACAAUUGGCUUUAACUUUGUACCUAAUUGAUAAUGCUAGUAGAUUUCUUCAAAAAGUGUCUGUGGUGGCUCAAGAUGAAGAGGCAUUAGCUCGUGCACGCCAUGAUUUUGAACAUAUUGCGUCCGUUAGUUUUUCGGUUAUGUAACUGUUGUAGUCUGUUAUCUAGUACUACUUGAUAACUUAAUUUAUUUCAAAAUGCAAGAACAGUUUCAAAAUUGUUACUGUACUAUUUUAUUUUUAAUAGUUUUUAUA
This is a messenger RNA of Salvia hispanica, 1505 nucleotides long. RefSeq lists its product as uncharacterized. Lineage: Eukaryota; Viridiplantae; Streptophyta; Magnoliopsida; Lamiales; Lamiaceae. The record is from RefSeq and is a predicted model, not a curated record. Gene Ontology annotation, molecular function: protein binding.